ACACGAAUCGGUCCGAGUGGUGACGUCCUUUCAAAACAAUUCCCCUUCUUCUAAUCGAAGUUGUCGGCUCGUCUUGUGGCUGUGACACAUUUAACAACGGUUGCGUACGUUCGGUUUGAUUCGGAGUGUUUUCAUAGGAUAGUAAACAGAAUGUUUUGCAUAACAGCCCGAAAAUCUUCAAGAGUUUUUCAACACAUUUAUAAAAGACAUGCACAAGAAUUAAAAUUAUUAAAAGACAAUGUUUGCAGACAUAUGUCAGGUGUGGGGUCAACAAAGUUUAACUGGGAGGAUGCCUUUAAUCUUGAAGACAUGCUAACUGCAGAUGAGAUUAUGAUAAGAGAUCAAUUCAGAAAUUAUUGCGAUGAAAAACUGAUGCCAAGAAUUUUGCUUAGCAACAGAAAUGAAGUAUUUGAUAGAGAUAUUAUGUACGAGAUGGGGGAGUUGGGAAUAUUAGGAGCAACAAUAAAAGGUUAUGGGUGUGCAGGAGCAUCUUAUGUUGCGUAUGGUUUACUAGCCAGGGAAUGUGAAAGGGUGGACAGUGGUUACAGAUCCGGUAUGAGCGUUCAAUCAUCAUUAGUAAUGCACCCGAUAAAUGCAUAUGGAACAGAGGAACAAAAGGAAAAAUAUCUUCCAAAACUAGCUCAAGGAAAACUGAUCGGUUCUUUUGGACUUACUGAACCAAAUCAUGGAAGUGAUCCCGGAAGCAUGGAAACUAAGGCUAAAUAUGACAGUGGCACUGGAGCCUACAUUUUAAACGGGGCUAAAUCUUGGAUUACCAAUUCACCAAUUGCUGAUGUUUUUGUUGUGUGGGCUAAAUGUGCCAAAGAAGGGAAUGGAAAAGAAACUGUACGUGGUUUUAUUUUGGAAAGGGGAAUGAAAGGACUUUCAACACCAAAAAUUGAAGGAAAAUUCUCACUUCGGGCAUCCAUCACAGGUCAAAUUGUUAUGGAAGAUGUUGCUGUACCUGCGGAAAAUAUGUUUCCUGAUGUUGAAGGAUUAAAGGGACCUUUUGGGUGCCUAAACAGCGCGCGGUAUGGAAUUUCCUGGGGUGCACUUGGAGCUGCAGAGUUUUGCCUUCAUGCUGCACGUCAGUACACACUAGAUAGAGUCCAGUUUAAAAGACCACUUGCACAAAAUCAACUUAUCCAAAAGAAAUUUGCUGAUGCCCUCACAGAAAUAUCCAUCGGCCUGCAGUCGUGCAUUCGAGUCGGCAGGCUCAUUGAUGAAGGAAAGGCUGCCCCUGAAAUGAUUUCCCUUGUAAAGAGAAAUUCAUGUGGAAAGGCGUUGGAAAUUGUGAGAAAUAUGAGAGAUACACUUGGUGGAAAUGGCAUAUCAGAUGAAUACCAUAUUAUACGACAUGUUAUGAAUUUGGAAUCUGUAAAUACAUAUGAAGGUACUCAUGAUAUUCAUGCUUUAAUACUUGGAAAGGCCAUCACUGGAUUGCAGGCGUUUUAUUAAAAUCUUUUAUAUUUAUGUUGUUUAUGCAUUCAAAUCAAGUAUCGCAAUUCUUUUUAAAUUAUUGUGUGGUCACUGUCGGGUCAUAGAUUUCUAGAUCUUUAGCAGCAAAUAGUAUUGUUAAGGAAUUCAUUUGUGUAAAUUGUACUCGUUUGCAUAUUGCUUGUGUGUGCUUUGGAUGUAAAAGAUUUAUUAGUUGCUUCAUUUGAUGUGUUAGUUACCAACUUGCUACGAUUGGGUCUUUUAUACAACAUCAAAUGAAACAUAAAAUAGUUUCAACCAGUGCCUUACGCAUGUGAUUGUGAUACUUGUUUAGGGGGUCGACAGGAAAAAAUAAAUUGGUUUAUAGUUCGA
Messenger RNA from Ciona intestinalis (vase tunicate), 1809 nucleotides. Its product is annotated as glutaryl-CoA dehydrogenase, mitochondrial. The record is from RefSeq and is a predicted model, not a curated record. Gene Ontology annotation, molecular function: glutaryl-CoA dehydrogenase activity; fatty-acyl-CoA binding; flavin adenine dinucleotide binding. Gene Ontology annotation, cellular component: mitochondrial inner membrane. Gene Ontology annotation, biological process: fatty acid beta-oxidation using acyl-CoA dehydrogenase; fatty-acyl-CoA biosynthetic process. Lineage: Eukaryota; Metazoa; Chordata; Ascidiacea; Phlebobranchia; Cionidae.